CUCCAUUCCACAGAAUUUUUUUUUUUUUUCAAGGGGAAGUCCUUUCUCUGAACCUUGGCUUUCACACAAGUUGGUGGUUCUCUUGAAAAUGACGGCUUUCCUUCGUGCUACUUCAGCCCUCAAGCAUGGAAGGAGACGGGCACGAGAAGACAGCUGGGCAGACUUCUCAAGAGGCGUCUGUCAUUUCAGGCUGUUUGUCUUGCUAGCUAUGCUUCACAGUGGAGUAAGCAGCAGCAUUGUGCUGCAGAAAAUGUAUGGCAGGAUCACGUCCCCCAACUUCCCAAAUGUCUACCCAAAUCACAAGGAGAGAACCUGGAAUAUUACUGUCCCCACGGGGUAUUCUGUCCGCAUCUACUUCACCCAUUUCAACCUGGAGCUGUCUUACCUGUGUGAAUACGAUUAUGUGAAGCUGAGCUCUGGUGGGAGGACCUUGGCUACGCUGUGUGGAAAGGAUAGUACAGACACUGAGGAUGCUCCGGGCAACAAGACAUACAUCUCCGUUGACAACAACCUCAUGGUAGUGUUCCGGUCUGAUUACUCCAAUGAGAAACCAUUCACAGGCUUUGAGGCCUUUUAUGCUGCUGAAGAUAUCGAUGAGUGCAAACAGCUGUUUGAUGGUGAACCCCUCUGCAAUCAUCACUGUCACAACUACGUGGGGGGCUACUAUUGCAGCUGUCGGAUUGGCUACACACUGCAUGAAAACAAGAGGACAUGCACAGCCCACUGUCAGAGUCAGGUUUUUACUGAAAGAAUUGGAGAAAUCACCAGCCCUGACUAUCCAACACCUUAUCCCCCGCUCAGCUCCUGCAGCUACAGUAUCCAGGUAGAAGAUAGCUUCCUGAUCAUGCUGGAAUUCAUGGAGACCUUUAAUGUGGAGACACACCCAGGAGUGUUGUGCCCCUGUGAUGUCCUUAAGGUUAGAACACCCAAAAAGCAAUUUGGCCCAUUCUGUGGAAAGACUUUGCCUGCAAAAAUUGAGACACAGGCUAGUGUUGUGAAUAUUACUUUCCUAACUGAUGUCUCAGGAGCACACGCUGGGUGGAAAAUGAAACACAGGGCAACAGGUUUGCCAUGUCCCAGUCCUGAGGCACCACCCCAUGGUGACAUCGCACCAGUGCAAGCGCGGUACAUUCUGGGUGACCACUGUGCUCUCUCUUGUGACAUCGGAUCUGUGCUACUUGAAAAUUGAAACGUUGUGAAGUCUUUUGUAGUGGAAUGUCAAAAGAAUGCUUCUUGGAACAAACCAGUGGCAAAGUGCAUCAUUGUUGACUGUGGUCAACCUUCGAACGUAGACAGCGGUGCUGUUACAUGCGUUACGGGGCCUGAGAAGACCACCUACAAUGCUGAAAUUCAGUACCAGUGUGAAGCCACCUUCUACCCCAUGAAGGCUGCUAAUAACGGUGAAUACAUAUGCCCUGAUGAUGGAUACUGGAAAAACUCCAAAGGAGAAAUGACCCCUCUUGCCUGUGAACCAGUUUGUAGAACGCGGAGAAGUGGAACUGUGGCACAUGUAUAUGGAGGAAGGCAAGCCAAGCCUGGAGACUUUCCCUGGUAAAUGAUGUUAAUUACAGAGCAAGGAGGAUUAGGAGGUGGUUUGCUUUUGUAUGACAACCAGGUUCUAACAGCUGCUCAUGGUGUAGUUGAUCAAAGAAACCCCUCAGCUUUGAGGAUUAAAUUGAGGAUUUUGAACAAAUGCUCAUUUUGCUAUGAAGAAGCCCGGGCAGAAAAAUUUAUUAUUCAUGAAGGUUAUAAAAAUGAUCUCGUCAGCUUUGACGACGAUACUGUGUUGGUUAGACCGGAGCAUAAAGUCUCAAUUAGUACCAAUAUCAGACCCUUUUGUUUACCAGGAAAAGAAGACAGAUUUCAAAUGGAAGCAAAUGAUGGGGUAGCUCUGUCGAGGUGGGGAAGAACCGAGACGAGGCGCUCUUCUGUUCUGCUGCUGUGUACCGAGUUGGUAGUCAUCAGCCCGAAAGAAUGCCCAGACGUGUACACAAAUCAAUCAGGUAAUGGAAAACCCGCUGUGUGCUGGCGCUGAGGGAGGGGCAGCGGUGCCUGCCAGAGGGGCAGCGGAGCACCACUGGGGCUCUCAGAUGCUCAGGGCAGCAAAUGGUUUAUUGUUGGUAUUGUGUCCUGGGGUUUAGACUGUGCUCUUGUGGGGCAGUAUGGGGUCUAUACAGGAGUCGCCAAUUACAGCCCUUGGAUUGAAAGCAUUACUUUAAAUAAUUCUUAA
Gymnogyps californianus (California condor) is the source of this 2230-nucleotide messenger RNA. RefSeq names its product MBL associated serine protease 2 (gene MASP2). Gene Ontology annotation, molecular function: serine-type endopeptidase activity; calcium ion binding. Gene Ontology annotation, biological process: complement activation; proteolysis. The record is from RefSeq and is a predicted model, not a curated record. The transcript is spliced from 11 exons. Gene Ontology annotation, cellular component: extracellular region. Lineage: Eukaryota; Metazoa; Chordata; Aves; Accipitriformes; Cathartidae.